GGAAAGAAUUAAUAAGAAGAAAACAAUUAAAAUAUAGAAAGGUAAGGAGCUAUCAUCAUCCAGCAAAUACAACUUUCCUUUCAAAUAUGUUUUCAUUACUGCUAAAUUGACUCACUUCUUAAGCCCUACAGGUAAUACAAGAAAAGUAAGACAAUUCAUGUAUUCAUACAGAUCUGAACAUGAGGCUCACAAACAAGAAAAAAAAAAUGACAGCAAUCAAAAGUGGUUUCAUCCCAUGUGAAGUCCCAGAUGUAGAAUCUACGAGCUUAGGGGACAGAGAAACAACACAAGCAGUAAGAGGUCCGCGUGAAAAGGGAUCCCUGUGGGUUCAAGAAAUCGAGGCCCUUUGGAAGUAACAGCGAAACAAGGAUUUGACAGGAGCGCCAGUAAACACCAACCAUUACCCCAAACUGUGACCCCAUCAGCGAAGCCAGGAAGACAAAAGUAAGCAAAGGCAUAGAGAGUUUUCCAGCCUCGCGGAGGUGGGGCAGUUCGUCUGGUGAACUAGUGGGAGCCGAGGGUGAAAAGACGGUUUGGGCCACAUCUUGGCCGGCCUCAUCUGAAGGGCAGCCGGACAUCACGGACAGAUUUUGUUCAGGGGAGAGAGGAUUAAGGCAACGUUUGUGGAAGCACCAUCAAAAGCAGAGGCUGAUGGAUGACAAACAGGACAGAGGGAAAAAUAAUGCAGGGCUUUUCCUCUUGACUAGGACUUUGAGGGUAUAGACGCCUGCCCUCAGCUGGAAGCAGAGCGGCUGGGAAGGGAGGUGUAGACGGGAAAGACAGACUUGAGGCGUGACAAGUCCCCCACGCGCACGGCCCUCCGAGGCGCAUAGUGCGAUGGCAGCGCUGGCCGGUGCGCGGACCCAUGCAAGUUGGGCCUGUCCCCCAGAGCAGCUAAAUCAGCCCAGUGCAGGGCAGGGGACCCCCAGAGCAAACCGAUGCGUCUGGUCCCCGCUCCCCGGCUCCUUCCGCUGAAGUCGAGCCGCAGAUGGAAAAGUUUGGGGAGUAGUCCCCGGCUAGCCAGGAGGGCAUUUUUUCAUUCCUCAAGCGUCCAGGUGUUCAGAAAGGGAGGGUGACAUCCGGACCGUCUCUGCCACUCCUCCCCCGGGGCCUAUUGUGACACUGGCCUCCUCGGACCUCGCCCCGGGGCCGUGGCCCCUCCUCCCCGAACUAUAAAGGUCGCAGCGCCGGGCCGCGGAGCUCACUCGCCGGACACACCGGGCGUCACGGGGACGCGGCCGUCAGGUGGCCGAUCCGGGCUCUCAGCCGCGCUCCAGCCGCCGCGCCGCAGCCCGCGGGUCCCGCCCCCGCCGUGCGCUCCAGCCGUCCUCCGCCCCGCAGCCCGCGCCCCCGCGCCGCUCGCCGCUCGCCGCUCGCCGCGGGAAGGAGGAUGGAGCCGCGCCGCGCCCCCCGCGUCCCCGCGCUGCUGCUGUGCCUGGGUCUCCAUCUUCUCCAAGCAGUUCUGGGCACCACGGUGAUUCCUUCCUGCAUCCCGGGAGAAUCUGAAGAUAACUGCACAGCAUUAGUUCAUGUAGAAGACAACCCACGUAUGGCUCAAGUGUCAAUAACUAAGUGUGACUCCGACAUGAACGGCUACUGUUUGCAUGGACAGUGCAUCUACCUGGUGGACAUGGGUCAGAAUUACUGCAGGUGUGAAGUGGGGUACACUGGUGUCCGAUGCGAGCACUUCUUUUUAACCGUCCAAAAGCCCUUGAGCAAAGAAUACGUGGUGUUGACUGUGAUUCUCAUUAUCUUGUUUCUUGUCAUAGUCGCUGGUUCCAUCUACUACUUCUGCAGAUGGUACAGAAAUCGGAAAAGUAAAGAACCCAAGAAAGAAUACGAAAGGGUGACUUCAAGGGAUCCAGCAUUGUCACAAGUCUGAAUGAGGCCAUUAAGCUAGGGACAAAGAGUCACAGCAUGGCUAGUAAUGUUACUAUUCCUAUUUUAUUAAUAAUAUUUAUGUUGGAUCACAUGUUAAGUCGACAAUGAUGCAUUUUUAAUAUACUUGUAUUUUUUUAUUUUUGUUUUAUUUUUGACAGACUAUUUGCUAAUAUAUAAUGUAUAAGAAAUAUAUAAUAUAGAAAAAAAGUCAAUAUUUUUGUAAGAAAUAAUUUCCUGGACUAAAUGCUUUAGCUCCAAAGCUAGUUGCUGGCUGCACAAUGUCUCAGAGAGAAUGAUGUCUAGCUUGUAGCUCAGGAAGUGUCACAGAUGACAGAUUUAUGUUAAGCCUAAAUAUAUGGUCAAAUCAACUCAAUAAGUGUAUUUUCCUCCUCCUCCAGUUAACAAUGAUUGGUUUGACUGUACUGUAGUUCGAUGUAUAACUUGGUGCACGGUAUUAUGUAUUAAAACACUAAUGUGAUGGGAAUUGGGGAGAAGCCAGUCUAGAUCUGGGCUAAAGGCUACAUACUGGGGACAACCUAAACUGGGAAGGACUGCAUCCCACCCACAUCCUCCACUGUGGCUGUGUUUAGUGCUCUGGAAGGCAGGUGGGCAGCUCCUUAUUCCACCUCACAGCUCCUGAGGACACUAGUCACCCACCUCCAGCGUCUCCUUGCAUUAAAUGAAUUGACAACUUCAUUUCAUACCAUCUUUCAUGUAAAUAGUAGGCAUUUUAUAGCUUUUCUUUUCAGUACAUUUAUGUGAGGUAACUCACUCAUGAGACAAUUAAAAAAAAUCCACACUUGGAGCCCACAUUUGGGCUUCUUUUCAAGAGUACCUCUUUUCGUAGGGACUUUGACUAAGAAUCCUAAGAUUAAAUCAUAGUCCAAAGUUUGAGGGACUAAUCAUCAUUUUAUAGCAUAAGACAAGAAUUCUAUCUAUUGUCCAAAGAUGGAAAUACAGUUAUUUCAUCUUCUAUGAAAGAGUUUUAACUUAAAAUAAUGCAGUUAGGUAGCUCCUUCUACAACUUAAAAUUACAUGUUUAAAAUAAUCUCCUGAUGUAGGAAAUGGAAGAAAUAGAUCACAGUGUAUUUUCCCAAAUGAACAAAUUCAUUUGAAAACUUGUAAAAUUUAGAGACUUAACCUAAAUGCCUUCUUUUGGAGACUUGAGAUGAAACCAGGACCCGGUCUUCUGUCUUUUGUUUAUUCUGGGGGGAAGAGAAAAAGGUUUCUCUUGUGCUUGAGCCCAUGGUCUCGGUGAGUUAAGAAGGAUACUUGGGGCAACCACAUAAGGAACCGCAGUUGCCAACAGCUCCCCAUCUCAGACUGAAUACCAGACCCGGGGGUAUAGUCUCUCAGCAUCACACACCUUCUUAAGGAGGGUCUAUCCUUUUCCCACCUUUUUUCCUGGCAAGUGCUAGGGCAACAAAGAGACAAUAAAUCAUGGCUGACUUCUGAAUUGCCAGGUGCCAGGAUUUGUCUCCAUAUGGAUCCCUUCAUUGGUGCCCUGGUUUUUUUGUACGACUCUUUCCCAAAGUGUUGUAUCUGGUCCCUUACCUUUAGGGGAAGAACGUGUGUGUGUGUAUGUGUGUGUGUAAAAUAUACAUAUAUAAAAUACAUAUAAAAUACACAAAUUCAUAUACAAAUACACAUGUACUCAUGAGCCUGAUCAUAGAAUUAUAGUCAUUUGUAGCUCUUUCAAAAAUAUAUGAAACUUAAAAACAACCUAAAGAAAAAUAAAAUGAAAUCCAGUGAGAUCUAAAAGGAUAUUUCUGGCUCCCAUUUAAUACAGCUGAAGUCAAAUGUGCUGUGUAAGAACACAUUUUAGGUCCUACACAUCCUUACUGACACCUACUAGAUGUAAACGGAGUCUUCCUAUUGUAAGUGAGCUUGAUGGUGUCAAAGCAAAUUGACUUACCGAGAAAUCAACAGCAAUUCACAUAUUUUAUUUACAAAAAGGGAGUUAUAUUGGUCUGUCCUAAACAUAUCAACUCAUAUUAUGUAUGUAACUAAUUGUAAAUAGUUUGUGGUGUUUCUAAUCUUAAGGAUGCUCAAGAAACUAGCCCCUGUAAGAUCUAAAUCUUCAUUUAUAAAUGGAUAUUAAAUAAUAAAGAGAUAUGACCUAGACUGUGUUCUGUGGGUGAAAAUAGGUCAGAAAUAAUUGUUUUAAUGAGGAUAAUGCUGAGCACACCUAGCAGAUGGUUGCCGUCAGCUCACAUUUCCUACAAACAACGGAAAGAGUUGGGUUCAUAUCUAUCUUCCUUAUUUUACAGAUUUCUAACUAUAUAUAUUUCUAGAAGAGGCUAUAUUUACCCAAUGUACUGAGAACAAAUGCUGCCAGGGAUUGUCAAUUUUUAUAUUGGAAAUACACGUACUAGUUUCUAAUUUCUGUUGAAGUCAGUAAUCUCAUUUUGAAAAGCUCAUGUCUGAUCCGCAUUGUCAUUUUUGCUCCAGUAUCCACCUUGUGGACUUUGGAGGGAAAAAAAUGUGUUUAACUUGCUGCCCAAUAUUUUCUGAUUUUUUUCUACUCUUACUCAUAUGGGAGAAAGGGAGUAACAACUUGCAAAGCAAUGUACCUUUUUAAUGUUUUAGCAAAAAGUAAUUUUGUCUAAAACAUGUCUGUUAUUCACACUGGAUGACACUAACUGUAAGAUAGUAUAUUUUUCUCUUUGCUGUUUUUGCACUCUGUAAUUGCACUUUUUAAGUUUCAAGAGCCAUUUUGGUAUACAGUUUAUAUUGAAGAUGCUAUGGAACAUAAAGUAUUGGAUACAGUUUAAACUAACUUAUUUGACAAUGGAUUUUAUCAGAGUACUGAAUUGUAUCAAUUUGUUUGUGUUCAAUAUCAACUUUGAUAAUUGUGUACCUUAAGAUAUUGAAGGAGAAUAUAAUACUUUACAAGAUGUUGUUAAUGUUUAUUUAUUUUUGUUGGGAACUGGAAAAAAACACAACUAAGAAAUAAAAAUGCAUUAUGUAUCGUGCGUUAAAGAGUUUCACCGGUAAA
Messenger RNA from Lutra lutra (Eurasian river otter), 4879 nucleotides. RefSeq names its product epiregulin (gene EREG). The record is from RefSeq and is a predicted model, not a curated record. The coding region runs from base 1391 to 1882 and encodes 163 amino acids. Gene Ontology annotation, biological process: epidermal growth factor receptor signaling pathway; positive regulation of cell population proliferation; positive regulation of mitotic nuclear division. The transcript has 5 exons. Lineage: Eukaryota; Metazoa; Chordata; Mammalia; Carnivora; Mustelidae.